Messenger RNA from Aspergillus heteromorphus CBS 117.55, 2589 nucleotides. Its product is annotated as ATP-binding protein. Gene Ontology annotation, molecular function: ATP binding; ATP hydrolysis activity. Lineage: Eukaryota; Fungi; Ascomycota; Eurotiomycetes; Eurotiales; Aspergillaceae. The record is from RefSeq and is a predicted model, not a curated record. The coding region runs from base 1 to 2589 and encodes 862 amino acids. The transcript is spliced from 6 exons.
AUGUCGAGAGGGGGGUGGAAGAUCGGUAAUCAGAAGCAGUUAGAGAUCGAUGACGAGAAAGUCUCAAAGCUGGAAAGCCUGCCAGAAAGGAUACGGAUCAACUCCUACAAUCUUCGAUACUUCCUGAAUAAAGAAUUCGGUGACGACAGUCUAAACUUCAGGGAGGUCUCGAGCUUUUCUAUACUGCGACCAUUUAAAAUGCUGAAUCACUUGGAGAAAAAGAUCCGGGCUCGCAUAGAAGGGAUGGAGAGGACUUUAAAUGGACUAGAAGGCGAGAUUGAUGAGCAUAAACUGGAGAGAGACAUCCUCGUGGGUUUAAUCGGGGAUUGGCCAGGUGUACUCGAAAACCCCACCAACUUGGCCAGUUUUAUCAAGAAUGGCCGGUGCCUGCUGCAGUUUAUCGAUGAUAUUCUGGUGCCUGAACGAACACGUUUAGCUGCAGGACCUGAGACAGUUCGCUUUGCUGAUCUCUGGUUUCUUUAUCCUCGAGGUUCGCUGGUAUAUCUCAAGGAUCGCAGUGUUCCCCAAAAGAUCUGGAAGGUUAUUCAAGUGACUGGAGGCCGUCGCUACCUUCAGAAGCUCAAUGAUAUGCAAGGGGAAGUUAAUCCCUUGUUCUCACCAGUUGUACUAGAUUGUUUCUUUCUUGACUACGAUGGAGAACGUUUCGUGCCUAUAUACCGAUCAUUUGAGGUGACUGGAUUCGAAGGUGUCCAGACUGUGAAGCUGCUUCCCAUAGUGCCCUUGGCCGUGGCUGAAAAAGACCCAGACUUCUUUGACAAACAAGCACUCUUGGAUCGGGGGAGGCAGUUUGUUGAAUGCACCAAGCAAGUGGGCCACUUGGAAUUUAGCGGUCGCAGCCACUACCUUGAUCCCAAUGGCACAAAGCUGAUCGACCUGGUGGACGGGACAGCCCGAAGUGCCUUAUGCUACUCCGAGCGGAUUGACAGCGAGGUGAUGGUUGACUUUUCGCGGGCAUUACAAGCAGUUCCAGGUUGGCGCCCUGAAGCCACAGAGCUUAAACUCAAUGAAACGAAUGAAGCGGAGGUUGGAAGCAAAGGUGUGGAUAAGGACGGUCGCUGGGACCGAAAGAUGGCGAACGAGCUCUUGGAGGAAGAAGGGCGCAAGCUACGGGCCUGGGAGUCGGAAGGGAGUGCGCCGUCAGCAGAUGAAGAUCUCUUGUUACUACCGGACCGAGUCUUUGCCUUUGUUCUGUCCAGCAGACAAUGGGCAUGCCUGAGAAUUGGGGAGGGGCCAAACGGCGGAAAUGCGCUGCGAGAAAGGGUUCGCGAUGAAAACCCGUGGGAGAAGCUACAGCUCCUACAGGGCCACAAGGAGCUGGUCCAGUCGCUGAUCACUUCACACUUUUCUCGGAUGCACUCUCCAAAGAUUCAUUUUGAUCUAAUGAAGAAUAAAGGCAAUGGGGUUAUCAUACUGCUGCAUGGGGUUCCCGGAGUAGGCAAGACUUCAACGGCCGAAUGUGCUGCCAUUAGUAGCAAUAAACCAUUACUCCCAAUUACCUGCGGCGACCUUGGCCUGACUCCUGGGGAAGUAGAGGAUAAACUCAAAGAGGUCUUCCGACUGGCGCAGGAAUGGGGCUGUAUUAUGCUCUUGGAUGAAGCAGAUGUUUUCCUCGCCCAGAGAAGCGUCACUGAUACGAGUCGGAACGCUUUGGUAUCCGUCUUUCUCCGUACGCUAGAGUACUACGAAGGGAUACUUUUUCUUACUACAAACCGCGUGGGAGUCUUUGACGAAGCCUUCAAAUCGCGCAUCCACAUGGCUUUAUACUACCCUCCCCUCACUUCCUCGCAGACAGUAAGGAUUUGGCAGCGGCAUAUUGAUAAGGCAAAGAGAGCGGGCAUCAAUGUCAAUGAAGAUGACUUGCUGGACUUUGCCGACAAGAUAUAUCAAAUCCAGAGCAAACCACAAUCCAACUCCCUCUGGAACGGCCGUCAAAUUCGCAAUGCGUUUCAAAGUGCAGUGGCUUUGGCCGCUUUUCACGCAAACGAUGGGCCAAUCCAUCUCGAGCGCAAAUAUUUCCAAAAUGUCUUCCAUGUUUCAGACCAGUUCAGCACCUAUAUAUGGACCACCAAGAAUUAUCAGACGGAUGCUGACCGCAGCCGAUUGUCAAUGGUUCGACGGGACAAUUUCGAGUAUCAAUCCUCCAGUUCCGGGGAACCAGCCCUCCAGGUACAGCAACAACAGAGUCAACCUGGUUCCUUCCUCCAGUCCACAUACGGGCAGGAUGUUCCGCGUUCGAUCCCAAAUUUCGGCGGACCGAAGCUCCCACAAGGAGGAAAUUUUGCAGGGGGGUUUCCAUAUUCCGCACAGACCCAGCAAUUCGAGAACAUGCCAGCUGCUGCGAUGCGACCAGGCAACAAUCUAACCCCCGGGGGUGGUCAACAGUUCAACCCGACAUUUCAGAGUUCGGCCAAUCAGGUCCCCAACUAUAUGAUGAAUACCGAGCAGCAGUUGCAGUAUGCCGCCCAACAGACGAAUUUCAGAUCUGCUGGCCAGCAAGGAAUAGCCCCACCCAUGCAGGCACCGCUGGAUCAGCCAAUGUUUGCCACUACACAAAUGACCCCUCAAUAA